Brassica oleracea var. oleracea is the source of this 885-nucleotide messenger RNA. RefSeq lists its product as uncharacterized. The transcript has 4 exons. Gene Ontology annotation, biological process: transcription by RNA polymerase III. Lineage: Eukaryota; Viridiplantae; Streptophyta; Magnoliopsida; Brassicales; Brassicaceae. The coding region runs from base 191 to 685 and encodes 164 amino acids. The record is from RefSeq and is a predicted model, not a curated record. Gene Ontology annotation, cellular component: transcription factor TFIIIC complex.
AUUUCGAAUACUCUGACAACUAUAUUUUUGAGAUGUGAAACCAAAAUACAACUUUAAUCCAUGCAAUUUUUGCCGGUCAACAAAAUAAAGAUAGACGACGACCUCUCACGGUUUCCUCUUUCGGGCUUUAGUGGGCCUUUUAAUAGUAAUUGUUAUAGUUGGCUUCGUUUGAUAUGGGCCCAGAAAUUAUAUGCUGCCGCGUUCUUGUCGUGUGUUAAAGGGCAAUUCUUAUGUAGAAGUGGAAAGACGCAGGACACUUCUUCUGUCACUUGGCUACUUCCUCUUAAUCGAGCUUGUAAUUCAAUUACCUCACUUAAGAGUAGUACGUAUUUUCCAGAUGAAUGAUGAAUCAGUGAAGGUCACUAAAGAAGAAGCCGAGUAUGUUCUGAUUGAUCUAGACGAUGUUGCGAGGCACAUUGACAUCCCAUCAGAAGCUCCAUAUAUUUUAUCAGGUUUGGAUACUUUGAAUCCGGUUUUGACCAUUGAUGGCAAAAUCAAGCUUGUUGGAAAAUACUUGGAGACAAUUGGUACAUGUCUUGCUUUCUCUGAUAAGGAAGUUGCAGCAGCUGAUAACCAGACACCACACAAGACUGUCGAACCUGUUGCCAAGCUUCACAAGAUUCUUAAGUUUAGAUUAGCAUUGGACAAUGUGGAUGGAGAGAACACAAGAUCAACCAGUUCGUAAUAUGACGAUGUUAACGAAAUGAACAAUUGUCAACCACUACUGAGUUUUUCUGUAACUGACAUAACGAAUCAUAAAUAACAAAACAAAAUCGACAUGUGUUGUUAGUGUCUUUAGAAUCCAUCUGUAAAUUUCUCUAGGCUGUAAAAGAAAAAGAGACCAAAUAAAAUCCUCUGUUGUAACCCUAAACUCAGAAGAAUCAC